Molecule: messenger RNA, 1115 nt
Organism: Eupeodes corollae
Lineage: Eukaryota; Metazoa; Arthropoda; Insecta; Diptera; Syrphidae
Exons: 1
Coding region: 99-830 (243 amino acids)
Source: RefSeq, a predicted model, not a curated record
GUUUCGUAUUAUUUUCAUUCCGACUUAAAUUUCCUUUCUGAAAAGGUUGAAAAAAAAUUUUUUUUUCGGAAGCAAAAUUCAAAAAUCAAUUUAAAAAAAUGAAUCUUCCGGCUUUAAUUAGUAAAAAUCCCAAUAGUCUUUCCUUGUUUAAAACAAUGGCUCAAAAUCUUCCAAAGAUCAGUAGCCGAAGCAAGAGCGGAUGUUUCGAAGACAAAGCUAAAUGUCCCAAAGGCAAAACUACUAAUACUCCUUGCGAUGACAACAGGCACAAGCUACCACCUCGAAAACCUAUCAAGAAAGAAGAAUUCACAUCCAUGUGGGAAACUCCAAAAUGUGAACCAUCUGCUGCUACGUGUCCAGCAGUCCGAUUCGAUAGCAUGUACUACAAGCCUUCGGAUAAAGCUAAACGAGUUUAUCAACAGACUUGGGUCGAGUGUCCUGCACGACUUGUAAAGCCUGUGGUAAAAUGUGAAUUUCCCAAGGGUAAGUAUCCACCACUUGAACGAAGACCAAAAGGGGCAAGACCAGAUACUGCCAAAUGUAUGGAUACAUCUCCGGAUGCUCAGUCAUGUUCGAAGCAAAAAGAUCUAAAGCUGAACAAAAAUUGUCUGAAAAUAAAACUUCCGGGCUGUCGGAGUGUGCGUGCUGACAUCAAGUGUAAGUUAGUAAGGGAACCGGCUAAUUGUCCAGACAAUUCUACUCCGUAUCCAAGUUUCUCGGAGUGUACUCAUCCAAAAAUUAGGCCAAAACGAAAGGGUGAAUGUGAUUGCAUGAAGAUACGUUCUAUGUGUGAAGUUUGGACCGUCUUGAGAGAAAAGGAAGUUCUAUAAUAUUCUUGAAGCCAAAACGAAAGGGUGAAAGUGAAUGCAUGAAGAUACGUUCGAUGUGUGAAAUUUGGACGGUCUUGAGAGAAAAGGAAGUUCUAUGAUAUUCUUGAAAAAAAAAAAAUAGUUUUGAAACAUUUUUGGCAUGGCAUGAAAUUGAAAGAACAAAAAAAUCGAAAUAAAAGUAAUUUGAAGGGAAUUAUUUUGUAGUUGGUUUUUUCUUAAGCGUUAAUAAAAUGUUUGCUUUUUCGAACGUUCGAUUCUAGAAAUAUAUAGAAAUUGAAAAACGAG